AUGGUGGACCAAGUCACACGGAUCACACGCGAAGGCUGGGGGGAGCGCCUUGGAGGGUCGUUCAAAGGAAUCAUCGUCGGAAUCUUGAUGGUUUUCGGCGGCAUUGGACUCUUGUUCUGGGGGGAAGGAAGAGCUGUCAAACGAGCCAAAGCCUUGGCGGAAGGCUCCGCGGCCGUGAUCACCGUGGCUGCAUCGGGGCCGAGCUCCGGCAACGAAGGCAGCCUGGUGCACUUCACCGGCCAAACCGACGCCUUUGAACCGGUCAACGAUCCGGUCUUCGGCGUUCAAUCCGACGCCUUGAAGCUACAUCGCCGAGUGGAGAUGUACCAGUGGCACGAGGAAAAAGAAUCGAAAAAAAAGAAGAAUACGGGCGGCAGCACCGAAACCGUGACCACCUAUAGCUACAAGAAGAAGUGGUCGUCUAAAGUCAUCGAUUCAGGCCGUUUCGAGGAGCCUUCCGGUCAUCAGAAUCCCUCGUCCAUGGCCUAUUCCAGCCAAAGCUUCGCCGCCGAUCCCAUCGUCAUCGGGGAUUGGAUGCUCGGCUCUCGAUUUGUCGGCAAGCUGAGCAAGACCGAAGCUCUCAGGGUCGGCGAGACGGAGCUGGAUAGAGCUACCGAAAAGGUACGCCAGUCGGCGAUCGUCGCCAACGGCGGCUUCUACAUCGGUGACGAUCCCAGCUCCCCGGCGAUCGGCGAUUUGCGGAUUCGUUUCGAUACCGUGUCCCGGGCCGAG
Messenger RNA from Exaiptasia diaphana, 732 nucleotides. Its product is annotated as transmembrane protein 43. Gene Ontology annotation, cellular component: nuclear inner membrane. Gene Ontology annotation, biological process: nuclear membrane organization. The record is from RefSeq and is a predicted model, not a curated record. The transcript has a single exon. Lineage: Eukaryota; Metazoa; Cnidaria; Anthozoa; Actiniaria; Aiptasiidae. The annotation marks the transcript as partial.